CCCAGUUUACUUCAUAUGAGUAAUACUUUAAAAUAAUUGCGAUAGUUUACGUCAAGAAAUUAGUACGAUUGAAUUUGGUGUGUGCUUAUGUACACCAGACCACCAUUGAUUAGGUCCAAUGCUACUUCAGUUCGGUAAACGGGUUUGAUCAAGAUAAACCGUGUCGUUCCGACAGCCAUCAAACACAGAGCUUCCUACACAAUGGCUCAACAAACAGAGGCAGAAUUUUGUAUGAACAGUGCAAUAUCUCCAGCCUGGAAACGUCCAGAUGAAGUGAUGAAACUUCACCGAUUAAAACAGAAGAAGAGAGCAUUACAGGCUCGAAUGAACAAGACUGAUUUACCACAGGUGGACGGGGAAAGGUAUUUUAAUAUUGGAAGUGAAGCAAUACCUCAGAAAAGGAAAAACCCUUUCAGCUGCCAGCAAGGCAAAAGAGUGAGAAAUGAAGACAUGCAAGCUAUCAGAUCCAGCAACCUAGACUUGUCUUCUGAUAAUACACUGUUUCAAUUGCUCAGUCCAAGCACCAAGUCACAGUCGAACAUUGAACAUUUACAGACUUCAUUUGCAAGUGUUCUAAGUCAACUUUCCAGAAACUAUAAUGAGGUUAGUAACACUGUGAAUGAGAAGAGUCCAAAGGGUGAAACAUACAUCCCAAUAGACUGGUCGCUGAAAACAAAGGUGCGUUUUAUGUCCCCAAAACCAUUUGCUUGGAGCCAGAAGCUGCGUACAUGUGAAGAAGCUUCAGGAAUUACAGGUUUUGUGCGUUGUUUGGAUACAGGGCUGGAUGCAAGCAAGGACCCUUAUACAUCUCGCUCUCUUGACACAAGUCCUAAUGCUCGUUUCCACCAAUGCUGUCUUGUGUGGCAACAUCCUGCGCUACCUUGGUUAGAACUGUUUCCUCGUUCAGCAACCCGUUUGAGUUCUACAACCAGCAGUAUGAUAUCCUCUUCGCAGAACCUUAGAGAUGCUUUGCAUCGAGAGUGGGGAGAGAGCUUCCGUUCUCUGUUUCAAUUGACACGUGCUCAGCAGUGCCCAUAUUUCUAUGUGUGUGCCAACAGUUUCACAUGUCUCUUCCGAGCUGCAGGUAUUCUUGGUUUCACAGAUAUCCAUGCUCUUCUCACUCCAACAACAAGAGGAUUUCGGCAUAUGCUAAAGGAAGAAGAUGUGGUGUACAUGAUGCCACUCAGAAAGUCUACGCAGUCGUCCUUAAUGCGUCUGUCAUCUGAGAGCGCGAGUGAUACUGGUUAUGAAACACUGGACUCUGUGAUUGAUGAUCAGUCACAGAUGCACAGUUCAACAAGCAUGUCACAGCAUGCAGAUGGACUAAUGGAGGGAGAUGAUGAUGAUGAUGAUGAUGAUGAUGAGUCACCGGAUGAGUGGCUGGAAAGCAGGGGUGUAGCAGCAGAAGAAAUUCGUAGAAUUAAAUCUAAACAGGUAAAGCUUGAGCAAGACAAAGAAAAGGAAGUAGAUCGAACUCCAGAAUCCCUAAUUUAUGUUGAAGGUGUUGAGGCACAAGCACUGUUUAAUUUCUUGAUGAAUUGCAAGUCUUCCACUGCAACUACUGGGCCACUGGCAGGGGUUCCACCCACAUUGCUUGCCCCUGUUGCUUUCCAUGGGGCCACCCUAAAAUCACUGAAGGUUCGGCAGAGUGUUGUCAAAGUUGACAUGGAGAACUUUCAUUCAAUGGAACUACGUGGUCCAAUCUUACCUCACGCUCUUCAAAACCUGUGUAGCUUGCUGGAGGAGUCAUUAGAUGAGUUUUCCGCAACCUUUGCUAAUUUGGAGUCUACUCGGCCAUUUUCACUUGUAACUAAUGUGACUGUGGAUAAUCCAGAAACAAAUGAAUCAGUUGAUUGUAUGAAGUCUCCUGAGAAGUCCAGCAGUUACAGCACUUCAGUGCAGACACCCAGCAAAGCAUUUGUGCCUGCUGUUUUUGGGAAGGAGAACCUCAGUGACUGUGGACUCCAGCCUUCAGUACUGGAGAGGUUUUGUUGUUCAGACACAAGUAGAAUUUGUACAUUGGAUAGCCUCAGAUUAAAUUUAGAUUCAACAUAUUCGUGGUCAUAAAGCUUGGGAUUGGACCAUAUUUUAGUCCAGUGUCUGUCUGACUGUGUUCACUAGAAGACCUUUCAUUCUGCAGAGAUGAAACUGAUAGUGGACAAAGCAUAAAUGUGUCUUACUUGAUGAAUUCCCAAGACAUUGCAAAUGAAGUUCAUCGAAGCAGUAAAUACUGUGAAAUAUUUUAAAUUGGAAUCCUCAGAUUUAAGGGGCACACAGUAGUGUCACAUAUUGGGCGUAUAUCGCG
Molecule: messenger RNA, 2305 nt
Organism: Cryptotermes secundus
Lineage: Eukaryota; Metazoa; Arthropoda; Insecta; Blattodea; Kalotermitidae
Gene: hd
Product: protein downstream neighbor of son homolog
Exons: 10
Coding region: 202-2067 (621 amino acids)
Biological process (GO): nuclear DNA replication
Cellular component (GO): nucleus
Source: RefSeq, a predicted model, not a curated record